This is a messenger RNA of Puntigrus tetrazona (Sumatra barb), 561 nucleotides long. Its product is annotated as gamma-crystallin M2-like. The record is from RefSeq and is a predicted model, not a curated record. The transcript has 2 exons. Bases 1 to 561 code for a protein of 186 amino acids. Lineage: Eukaryota; Metazoa; Chordata; Actinopteri; Cypriniformes; Cyprinidae. Gene Ontology annotation, molecular function: structural constituent of eye lens. Gene Ontology annotation, biological process: lens development in camera-type eye; visual perception.
AUGUGGUAUUUACUACAACUAAGAGAAUAUCUUUUGAAUUUUCAGGUCACCUUUUACGAGGAAAGAAAUUUCCAGGGUCGCUCCUAUGACUGUACCGGAGACUGUGCCGAUUUCUCCUCCUACAUGAGCCGUUGUCACUCAUGCAGAGUGCACAGCGGAUGCUGGAUGAUGUAUGAUCAACCUAACUACAUGGGAAACCAGUAUUUCUUCAGAAGGGGAGAAUAUUCUGAUUAUAUGUCUAUGUUUGGAAUGAGCAACUGCAUCAGAUCCUGCCGUAUGAUCCCUAUGCACAGGGGAUCCUACAGAAUGAGGAUCUACGAGAGGGAGAACUUCAUGGGUCAGAUGUACGAGAUGAUGGAUGACUGUGACAGCAUCAUGGACCGUUACCACAUGUCUCACUGCCAGUCCUGUCAUGUGAUGGACGGCCACUGGCUCAUGUAUGAGCAGGCCCACUACAGAGGCAGAAUGUGGUACUUUGGCCCUGGAGAGUACAGGAACUUCAGCAACUUUGGAGGCAUGAGAUUCAUGAGCAUGAGGCGUAUCAUGGACUCUUGGUACUAG